Messenger RNA from Solanum dulcamara, 2099 nucleotides. Its product is annotated as serine/threonine-protein kinase SRK2B. The record is from RefSeq and is a predicted model, not a curated record. NCBI's taxonomy places the organism in Eukaryota, Viridiplantae, Streptophyta, Magnoliopsida, Solanales, Solanaceae. The transcript is spliced from 9 exons. Gene Ontology annotation, biological process: protein phosphorylation; intracellular signal transduction. The coding region runs from base 636 to 1709 and encodes 357 amino acids. Gene Ontology annotation, molecular function: ATP binding; protein serine/threonine kinase activity.
CUUCAUUCCUUUUUUUCACUUUUUCUGUUCACCAUUUCACACUUCUAUGCACUUGUGUCCCUGUUACUCGUAGAAUCUCUCGCCCUGUCUCAUGCACACACACAGACACACACUAGUAGAUUCCUUGCUUUAGCUUCAAAUCUCUGCUAAUUAAUCUUUGAUUUUGUUUUUCUCUCCUCUUUUCCCACCAUAACCCCAUCUCAAUUUCGUUUUACCCAUCUUCAAAGGCCCACAAUUUCCCAAUCUUUGUGUCUCAAGAAACCCUAGUUCUGCUAAAAUUCACAGAUUCUCAAACACCCUUUUCUGAUUUUGUGCAUAUAUGUUGAUCUUGGUUCGUAUCACGUUGUAAUUCAGCUUAAAGGUGUUGAAUUCAGGUUGGUUUUUGGGAGUUUGGAUUUUGGGAUUAUUUGGGUAUUUUGUAAAUUGCUUUAAAGAUUGACCCUUUGAUUUGUUAAAUUGAAAACCCCCACAUUCCCAAUUUGGCAUCUUGCAGCAGAAUUUGGGUUUGAUUGGUGUUUGAAAGGGAAAUUGGAUAAGAAAGUUUGAAGCUCAAGUUUUGGUGGAUUUUGUGGUUUUGAAUUAAGGGAUUUUUUUGUGAUUUCAUAUAUAUAGUUAAGUUUGUUAAGGAUAAGAAGAUGGAGAAAUACGAGCUUGUGAAGGAUAUAGGGUCUGGGAAUUUUGGUGUUGCAAGGCUCAUGAGGAACAAGGAGACCAAAGAGCUUGUGGCAAUGAAAUACAUUGAGAGAGGACACAAGAUUGAUGAGAAUGUAGCAAGGGAGAUCAUUAAUCAUAAAUCACUUCGACAUCCAAACAUAAUUCGCUUCAAGGAGGUGGUAUUGACUCCCACUCAUCUUGCCAUUGUUAUGGAAUAUGCAGCUGGUGGAGAACUGUUUGAGCGCAUUUGCAAUGCAGGAAGGUUCAGUGAAGAUGAGGCUAGAUACUUUUUCCAGCAGCUUAUUUCAGGAGUCCACUACUGUCACAACAUGCAAAUAUGCCAUAGAGAUCUGAAGCUGGAGAAUACCCUUCUUGAUGGAAGUGCAGCUCCACGCUUGAAGAUAUGUGAUUUUGGAUACUCAAAGUCGUCCCUGUUGCAUUCAAGGCCAAAAUCAACUGUUGGAACUCCAGCUUAUAUUGCUCCAGAGGUCCUCUCCAGAAGGGAAUAUGAUGGCAAGCUGGCUGAUGUUUGGUCAUGUGGAGUGACACUUUACGUGAUGCUGGUUGGGGCAUACCCUUUUGAAGACCAGGAGGAUCCAAAGAACUUCAGGAAAACUAUUCAACGAAUAAUGGCGGUACAGUACAAGAUUCCUGACUAUGUUCACAUAUCGCAAGAUUGUAGGCACCUUCUCGCUCGCAUAUUUGUUGCCAAUUCAGCAAGGAGAAUUACAAUCAAAGAUAUAAAGUCGCACCCAUGGUUUUUGAAGAAUUUGCCUAGGGAAUUGACAGAAGCAGCACAGGCAGCUUAUUAUAGAAAAGAAAACCCGACAUUUUCGCUUCAGAGCGUGGAGGAGAUCAUGAAAAUUGUGGAAGAAGCAAAGACCCCUCCUCCAGUUUCCCGUUCAGUCUCAGGUUUUGGCUGGGGAGGUGAAGAAGAAGAAAAGGAAGGAGAUGUAGAAGAAGAAGUGGAGGAGGAGGACGAAGAAGAAGAAGACGAAUAUGACAAACAAGUGAAACAAGCACAUCAAAGCUUAGGGGAUGUUCGUCUCACCUAAGCGUAAAUUAUCUUCCUUGCUCGCUCAGAACUGUGGACACACAUUGGCCUACUUAUGUCUUUGGCAUUUCCUGGUUGUGUAAAAGUUGUUUCACCUGGGCCUACUUUAUCCUUUUUGCUUGUAGAAAACUAUAGCUUUUAAGUGUGGCAUUUCCUGGUCUUGUCAAGAUUUUCUUUUUUCUGUUGUGUGGAACUUAAAAGAAGUCUUGUAAAUUUCGAGUUUUGAGUUAAGGAAGCUUGUGAAUUAUAUUUCUAUAAGACUAAGGCAUUGUGAUGUACUGAAGUUGAACCUCAAUUGAGUCUUGAGUUGCAAUUUGCAGGAAACUUUGGUGAGUUUUGUUGUAUGCAUCUUGGAUAUAUGCAAUAUGGUUGUGAUGGUCUUGCAGUCUUA